This is a messenger RNA of Nipponia nippon (crested ibis), 1407 nucleotides long. The record is from RefSeq and is a predicted model, not a curated record. NCBI's taxonomy places the organism in Eukaryota, Metazoa, Chordata, Aves, Pelecaniformes, Threskiornithidae.
CUGAAGUGUGUGUGCCAGCUGUGCGAGCACACCAACUUCACCUGCCAGACGGAGGGUGCCUGCUGGGCCUCCGUCAUGCUGACCAACGGGCGGGAGGAGGUGAUCAAGUCCUGCGUCUCCCUCCCGGAGCUGAACGCGCAGGUCUUCUGCCACAGUUCCAAGAACAUCACAAAGACCGAGUGCUGCUACACCGACUUCUGCAACAACAUCACCCUCCGCCUGCCCGUCGAGUCUCCCAGCAGAGCCAGCACGGGACCCGUGGUGCUGGCGGUGACGGUGGCGGUGCCGGUCUGCGUCCUCUCCCUUGCGGCGGUGCUGGUGGCAUGCACCUGCCAGGGCCGGCGCUGCGCCCGUGGCAGGGCGAAGCAGCCCAACGUGGAGGAGCCCCUCUCCGAGUGCAACCUGGUGAACUCUGGGAAGACGCUGAAGGAUCUCAUCUACGACAUGACGACCUCCGGCUCCGGCUCUGGUUUACCGCUGCUCGUACAAAGAACAAUCGCAAGGACUAUUGUCCUGCAGGAAAUUGUAGGAAAAGGCCGAUUUGGCGAAGUCUGGCGUGGCAAAUGGUGCGGGGAGGAUGUAGCUGUGAAAAUCUUCUCCUCCAGAGAUGAACGGUCCUGGUUUCGGGAGGCAGAAAUUUAUCAGACGGUUAUGCUGAGGCACGAGAACAUCCUGGGCUUUAUUGCUGCCGAUAACAAGGAUAACGGGACGUGGACUCAGCUCUGGCUUGUCUCAGAGUACCACGAGCAAGGGUCGCUGUUUGACUACCUGAACAGAGGGACGGUGACGGUGGAGGGCAUGGUCAAGCUGGCGCUGUCAGUGGCCAGCGGCCUGGCACACCUCCACAUGGAGAUCGUUGGCACGCAAGGCAAGCCAGCGAUUGCGCACCGAGAUCUGAAAUCUAAAAACAUCCUAGUGAAGAGGAAUGAAAGCUGUGCCAUCGCGGACCUGGGCCUGGCGGUGAAGCACAACUCGGUGCUGAACACCAUCGACAUUCCCCAGAACCCCAGGGUGGGGACCAGGAGGUAUAUGGCUCCUGAGAUACUUGAUGAUGUGAUGAACAUGAACAUCUUCGAGUCCUUCAAGCGUGCAGACAUAUACUCUCUUGGGCUGGUAUACUGGGAGAUAGCCCGAAGGUGCUCCGUUGGAGGAAUCACCGAGGAGUACCAGUUGCCUUACUAUGACGUUGUGCCUUCUGAUCCUUCGAUAGAAGAUAUGAGAAGGGUAGUUUGUGAGCAGAAGCUCAGACCAAAUAUUCCAAACCAGUGGCAAAGCUGUGAGGCGCUGCGAGUAAUGGGCAGGAUAAUGCGCGAAUGCUGGUACGCCAACGGCGCCGCGCGGCUGACCGCGCUGCGUAUUAAGAAGACGAUUUCUCAGCUCUGUGUGCAGGAGGACUCCAAAGCCUGA